CUGUCCCAGCUCCUCAAUGAGAUCAGGGCAAACUAUGAAACGCUCAUCACCAGAAAUCAGAUAAAGAUCAUCAUCUCAACAAGGACCCAGGUAAUGACUGCAUACAGACAUACACCUUCCAGAGAAAGGAUGCAAUCCUUGUCUAUACAAUUCCUGCCUCAGUCUCCAUGAGCUAGAAGAAGCUACAAUUAAAAGAAUGGACAGAGAUGCAGAAGCAUUAAAGGCAGCCAGAGCAGAACUCAGUGAAGCCAGACGGCAGUGGCACCACAUGCAAAUGGAAAUUGAAUCUCUCCAUGCUGUGGAAAAGGGUUUGGAACGUUCACUGCGUGCCACAGAGCAGCAGUACCAUAUGCAACUACAAAAUUUAGAAGCUGAGAUUGAAAGUUUAGAGAAAGAGCUACAGGAAGUGAGAAGAGGUAUUGAGAAACAGCUUCAAGAGCAUGAAAUUCUACUGAACACUAGGAUGAAACUGGAGGAGGAAAUAGCAACAUAUCGCAGUCUGCUUGAGCAAGAAGAGAACAGGUUUCGUUGUUCUAUACCUGACCAAAAGGAUGAUAAAAAACCUACCACUAGCAAGAUCGCCUUUACCCUGCCUUCAAGUGGUGUAAAGAAGCGCGAAACUGAGAAGGUGGAAUUGGUGUCAAAACAAGCGAUCCUAGAUGGAAAUAUUAUGAAGGAAAGCGCUGAAGCUCAUGGCACUAUACAGACAGAAAAAGUGGAUGAAGUUAUUAAAGAAUGGGAAGGUUCCUUCUUUAAGGACAACCCUCGCUUAAGGAAAAAAUCAGUUUCAUUGCGCUUUGAUCUCCACCUAGCAGCAACUGAUGAAGGAUGCUUACAUACCAAACAGAAAACGCUUCCAGACAUUGAAGUCAGGUUGGUAAUGAGGAGGUCGUGCAGUAUUCCUUCUAUCAAACCUUAACUUACAGCAAACUAACCCAAAGUUCAUUUGUAACGGGCUCUGGAAAUAAACUGUAGAGGAACUUAUAUGGCCUCUAUCUUGCUACAGCUAUAAAACCUUACUAAGUAUGUAUUUUGAUUAAUACAAUAAAAGUCUUUUAAAGGAAAGGGAGAAGGACAAGGGAGUUAGAUUUCAAGAAAUCUAACCUCUACUCGUUUUCUACUCUGGGUAUGGUCCUUUAAUUUUCUCAUUGUUAUUGUUGUUUUGUAGAAUUUCAUUAAGUAUUUAAGAAUUAAACUAUAACUUUAUACUUUAACAUAUUCUGUCUUUUUAAAAGAGAAACUUCUCUCUUUCUGGAAAUGAGAACUGCAUAUUUCAUUCUCUUAAUUAUUCAAUACUGCAUACUCAUAAUGACUGAUGAAACCUUGUAAUAGUUUAUACCACAAGUGUCAAACUUACUGAAAUGCAUUUUAAAACAUUUUCUAAAAACAAAACAUUAUAUGCAAAGCUGUUCUUAAAAUACGUAAAAUAUUAACAAAUUAUUUUCUUUCAAAAGUGGCUGAUAUUUUUAAACCUUUUUUUUUUAGGAUACCACUGAUCAAAAAUUUAUGUCCAUUAUAUAAUCACACACACAUUUCUUAAAAGGGUUGUUACAAACAAAUAAUAUUUAGCCAUAUUAUUCCACUGAUUUUUAAGCAGUAAUUUCCAUUGAAAAAUCAAUCGCUCUCUGAUUUGUCCAUGUGUACCUACUACUAUAACUCUUUUAGCCAUACUAAGUAAAAUUAUACCUUUGAACUGUUCAAAUUUAAGGAGUCAAUCAACCACUUUUAAUAAUGGUAUCUAUCUCACAUAUCAUAACAACGUGAAUUAAAACAUCUUCAAUAAAUCCCUCCUUUGAAAAAUCUUAUAGGUAUGUUAUGCUCUUGAUCUAGUACGUAUAACAAAUCAUUAUUAUGCCAGGGUACACCUAUUGUAGCUUCACUUAAACAGACAAAGUAAGGGCUCUUUGUGUAAGGUAAAAUUCUGCCAUGUGUAUUAGGUACCGCCGUCACUUUUCAAAGUAGCUUUGGUCAAAUACAAAGUACAACAGAUGAUCUUACCUCUUUACACAGGAAAAAUAGAAAUAAAACUCAGACAUAUUUUCUUUACGAGGUUAUGAAACAAAUUUCAAACAAAAUUGUAUUAAGAUAUGAACGACUGCUGAUGACGAUUUUUAAGAGGAACUGAUGCCACAAACUAACUCAGUCUAAGUCACUGGGAUUGCAGGGGCUCGGAAUCUAGGAAAACCACAUACAAUAUUUACUAGAUCCAUGGUAGCAUGUAAAAAUUUCUUUUAAGUGUCGGUAAUUGCCUUACUACUUAUGGCAUGUGUAACAAAAACUGAUACUGCAACUUUUUCCAGUACUGAGUUAUGCUUCUAUCUUUUGUUAAUGGUACAAACAACGCAUUUUAUACUGCCCAUGGUUCUGUAUCUACUGUAUAAAGCUGACUAAGUAUCAUUAACCUUAAUAUUGAUCUGGUGUUGUUAAUACUUCAGUAUUUGGCAUCCUGAAUGUAAUAGCCUGCCCUCGCAUUUUCACUAUGCAGCUUUUUUUUGUGCUUAUACUGUGUACAUUUUACUAUACUUGAAUUUGAACUAAGUUUUAAUUGCUUUAAGGCACUUUAAACAGGGAUAUGAAUUUACCAAAGUAAAUGAUAGCACUACAACAAAAAGUAAUAAAACUGAGUUUGCCCAUGCUUUUUUUGUGAGUUUGGCAUAUAUGUCUCAAGAAGAAAGGAGUAAUAGAAAAAUA
Messenger RNA from Struthio camelus australis, 2691 nucleotides. The record is from RefSeq and is a predicted model, not a curated record. Lineage: Eukaryota; Metazoa; Chordata; Aves; Struthioniformes; Struthionidae.